AUGGGGGAGAAUAUGACUAAUGCAGAGAUUAGGUUGGCUUUUCUAAUGUUGGCUCAAGUCAUGACGGCUCAAGUGAGCCGGGAGGUUGUAGCUCUGGUGGAUCCGAUAAUGAGUAGGGCUACUUUGAAAGUGAGAGAUUUUGUGAGGAUGAACCCUCUGGAGUUUUAUGGCUCCAAGGUGGGAGAGGGUCCCCAAGAGUUUAUAGAUGAGGUCUCUAAGAUGUUGGACUUGGUGGGAGUGACUCCGGUAAAGAAGGUGGAGUUGGCUUCUUAUCAACUCAAAUGGGUUGCUCAAGUUCAGUUUAAUCAAUGGAAAAAGGGUAGACCGGUAGGAAUAGGUCCCAUAGAGUGGGAAGUGUUCAAGAGUGCUUUUCUAGAUAAGCUCUUCCCUUUAGAGAUGAGAGAAUCUUUGGUGCUUGAGUUUAUUAAUCUUAGGCAAGGUGAUAUGAGUGUUAAGGAAUAUGCAUUGAGUUUCACCCGAUUUUCUAGGUAUGUUCCAAUUCUAGUGUCUGAUCCUAGGUUGGGAAUGAAGAAACUUGAAGAAAGGUUGAGGGAGAGAAAGAGGCUAAGGAUUGAGAAUGAAAAUUAUUCUCUUGAAAGUUCCUUCGGACAAGGUCCUUCUAGGUUUCCCCCAAAAUUUAGUGAAGAGAGGGUGUCUAACCAUAAGCCUCGGAGAAGGAGAGAUAGUAAAUCUUUGUUGCCAAAACCUACUUAUGCUAGGUGUGUUAAGAGACAUGAGGGUAUAUGUUUGGCCCGUACGGAGGGUUAUUAUGGUUGCGGUGAGAAUGGCCACAAGAUGAGGGAUUGCCCGGUGCUUAAGGCACAAGGGAGAAAGGCCAAACAAGUUUCUCCUAGUGGUUCAAGUGCUAGUGCUCUAAAGCAAACUAGGUCAUUUUCUCUCCAAGCUAGAGGUGAACAAGAGUGUCCUCCAAAUGUUUCUCCCGGUAUGUGUUUCAUGCUUAUUUAG
Solanum verrucosum is the source of this 966-nucleotide messenger RNA. RefSeq lists its product as uncharacterized. Gene Ontology annotation, molecular function: zinc ion binding; nucleic acid binding. The record is from RefSeq and is a predicted model, not a curated record. The transcript is spliced from 2 exons. The coding region runs from base 1 to 966 and encodes 321 amino acids. Lineage: Eukaryota; Viridiplantae; Streptophyta; Magnoliopsida; Solanales; Solanaceae.